Ilex paraguariensis (yerba mate) is the source of this 361-nucleotide messenger RNA. The record is from the annotation of a GenBank genome assembly. Lineage: Eukaryota; Viridiplantae; Streptophyta; Magnoliopsida; Aquifoliales; Aquifoliaceae.
GUGCUCGUCAGUGAUUGUCAGGCCUAUUUUGGGAUCAACAGUUUUGUAUUCUUCAUGGUUGGUUCGAGAAGAAAACAUGGAACUUGGAAGAGAUUAUGAUACUAGUGGUAGUGUAGCAUUAUCAACAGUGAAAUACGUAGUAGAACUUGCACGGGCAUUGGCCAACAUGAAAGGAGUCUAUCGAGUAGAUCUCCUAACUCAACAAAUCACAUCAGCAGAGGUUGAUUCUAGCUAUGGUGAACCUAUUGACUUGUUGGCUUGCCCAUCCAAGGGCAGUGGUAGCUAUGGUGCCUACAUAGUUCGAAUCCCAGGUGGACCUCAUUUCCAUAUGCAUUUGCAUUUUGGAGUUUGGAUUCUUUGA